This is a messenger RNA of Staurois parvus, 423 nucleotides long. The record is from the annotation of a GenBank genome assembly. NCBI's taxonomy places the organism in Eukaryota, Metazoa, Chordata, Amphibia, Anura, Ranidae.
AGGCUAGGUUCACAUCUCCGCGUUCCUGCAGGCCGCGUUUUGCAUGGGCACGAGAGCCCAUUCAUUUGCAUGAAUGCCCCGGAACACGCAGCGAAGAAGUCCCUGAACUUCUUCGGAAAACGCAGCCCGCACGUGAACUUCUGUUCCCAGUAUGGUUGCAAUUUCCAGUGCAGAUGGUGUGCCAUUAAAAUUAAUGGCACCCACCGGCGGGUCCACAUUCCUCUGUGCGAAUGGUGCGGUUGCACAGAUUUUUGUGUGGAUCCGCAGCGGCACACCACAUGCACCUAUUUAAAUUGACAGCUGGUUCACACUAUAGAAACGCAGUCCAGAUGUGUUCCGGAUGCGUUUCUGCAUGUGUGUUUUUGGUGCGUUCUGAUGCGUUUUUCAUGCUUUCCGGUUCAUUCCCCCCCUUUCUUCAAUUCA